This is a messenger RNA of Seriola dumerili (greater amberjack), 4253 nucleotides long. RefSeq names its product ephrin type-B receptor 5-like (gene ephb6). The transcript has 19 exons. The record is from RefSeq and is a predicted model, not a curated record. Gene Ontology annotation, biological process: protein phosphorylation; central nervous system projection neuron axonogenesis; axon guidance. NCBI's taxonomy places the organism in Eukaryota, Metazoa, Chordata, Actinopteri, Carangiformes, Carangidae. Gene Ontology annotation, molecular function: ATP binding; protein binding; transmembrane-ephrin receptor activity. Gene Ontology annotation, cellular component: neuron projection; plasma membrane. Bases 12 to 3026 code for a protein of 1004 amino acids.
CUGUAGUGGAGAUGUGGAGUGUCUUUCUGUCUCUCUGUCUGUUUUUCCAGCCUAAUUCAGCGGAGGAAGUGAUGCUGCUGGACACAACAGAGUCUACCUCAGAGCUGGGCUGGACCACCUAUCCAGACACAGGGUGGGAUGAGGUCAGUGUCCUGGACGACCGGGGGAAGCUCAUACGAACCUUUGAGGUCUGUAAUGUCAACCAAAAUCCCCGCCUGCAGGACAACUGGUUGGCUACGCCUUUCCUGUACCGACACUCAGCUCCACGGGUGUUUGUCACGUUGCGUUUCUCGGUGCGUGACUGCGCCAGCCUGCGAUCACCAUCACCCACCUGCCGAGAGACGCUCACCCUGUACUACAAACAGGCCGACUCGCAGAGGGAGCUGGAGAGGACCUGGGCAGCUGAGCCAUCCAGCAAAGAGAAGGACACCAGGGAGGGCUGGGUGAAGAUCGACACCAUUGCGGCUGAUAAGAGUUUCUCCAAGGUUGAGCCCAGUUCACCUCACCAGUACCAACCAAACAGAUACAGCCGAAUCAACAUCAAGACACGCAGCUUUGCCCCUCUCACACGCAAUGGAUUUGUGCUGGCAAUUGUCGACAGUGGAGCUUGUGUUUCCCUCAUGGGUGUAUCUAUCUUCUACCGGCGCUGUCCAGCCACCAGCCUCUACUUGGCGUCCUACCCGGCGACUCCGUCUGGGGCAGAGCCAACGGCCUUAGUGCCUGUGAGCGGGACAUGUGUCCCCCACAGUAAAGCACAGGGAGGCACGCCGCCUCGUAUGCACUGCAAUGCUGAAGGAGAGUGGAUGGUACCUGUAGGAGGAUGUGUCUGUGAUGAAGGCUAUGAGCCGAACCUUAAUGGAUCUGCCUGCUUGGCCUGUCCUGUGGGCUACUUCAAGUCUGUUUCGGGCUCUGUUCCCUGCUCGGCGUGUCCCUCCAACAGUAGAACCAGCCAGGAGGGGUCGAGUAUGUGUGAAUGUCGCAGUGGCUUUUACCGGGCAGCCAAUGAUGCCAACUCUUCUGCCUGCACAACUCCUCCAUCUGCUCCGGUCUCUGUAUCCUGGGAGUAUGAGACCGGCGAUGGCGGGGUGUCUUUAAGGUGGCGCCCCCCAGUGGACAUGGGAGGCCGCAGCGAAGUGUGGUAUGGGGUGGUGUGUCGCAUCUGCCCCUCACCCACCUUCUCUAACCCGGCAGCAUGCUCCUGGUGUGGGGAGGGUGUCACCUUCAGCCCCUCCCAGACCAACCUGAAACAAACCAAGGUCACCCUCAACAACCUGCUGACCAGAGUCACUUAUCUCAUACAGGUGCAAGCCAUGAAUGAGGUGUCAGCUUUGAGUCCUUUCUCAGCUCGAUACACAAGCAUCAAUUUCACGACAAGCCAGUCAGUUCCAAGUACAGUUCCCAUGAUGCACCAGCUGAGCCGAGCCCCAGACUCCAUCACUCUUUCGUGGCCUCAGCCAGACCGGCCCAACGGAGACAUCCUGGAGUACCAGCUCAGAUACUAUGACAAGGGGUCAGAUGUGGACAGCGCAGCGAGUGUGUACAGUGAGACCAACACUGUGACCGUCAACUCUCUGAUUCCGGGCUCCAUCUACGCCUUCCAGAUCAGGGCUCGAAAUGAACGAGGCUACGGCCCCUACAGCAACACCAUCUACUUCACCACACUGCCUCUGGAAGAACAUUCACAGCAGAUCCAGAACCGGCUUCCUCUGCUGGUCGGGUCAGUGAUGGGUGGGGCGGCGUUUCUCCUUGUUGUGGCAGCCAUUGUGGUCGUGGUGGUAUUCCGCAGUAAGAGGAGGGAGAGUCCGUACAGCGACAGACUCCAGAGGUACAUCAGUAACCGAGGAGGAGUAAAGUAUUAUGUGGACCCAUCCACUUAUGAGGACCCCAGUGAGGCGGUCAAAGAGUUCGCCCGUGAGAUAGAUCCCACUCACCUCAAGAUUGAGGAGGUGAUUGGUUCAGCUCAGUUCGGUGAGGUUUCUCGAGGUCGUUACCGUCCGGUGGGUCGCAGGGAGGUGCUGGUGGCGGUGAAGACUCUGCGCUGGGGGGCGUCCGACAGGGAGAGGGGAAUGUUUCUGAGUGAAGCAGGAGUCCUGGGCCAGUUUGACCACCCUAACGUGCUGAAACUGGAGGGUGUGGUCACUCGCAGCCCCCCAGAGAGGAUCAUCACUGAGUUUAUGGAAAACGGGCCGCUGGACGCGUUCCUCAGGGAGAAUGAGGGCCAGUUCAGUGUCCUCCAGCUUGUUGGGAUGCUCAGGGGGGUUGGUGCAGGGAUGCGUUACCUCGCUGAGAGAAACUUUGUCCACCGGGACCUGGCGGCAAGAAACGUGCUGGUGAACUCCAACCUGGUCUGUAAGGUCUCCGACUUUGGCCUGUCCCGACUCAUGAGGGGCCUGGACCAUAACAUUCCUACGUACACUGCCUCACUGGGCAGUAAGAUUCCUGUGAGGUGGACGGCACCAGAAGCCUUUCAGCAUCGCAAGUUCAGCUCAGCUAGUGAUGUCUGGAGCUUCGGCAUACUGAUGUGGGAAGUGAUGUCAUACGGAGAGCGUCCGUACUGGGACAUGAGUAAUCAGGAAGUGAUGAAGGCAGUGGCAGACCAGUAUCGCCUCCCUGCCCCCCACAACUGCCCCCCUGCCCUCCACUCUCUGAUGCUUCAGUGCUGGCAGGCUGACCGAGGGGACCGGCCAGGCUUCGACUCCCUCCUGUCUUCCUUGGAUCGGCUCAUCAGGCACCCUUCAUCCCUCAAGGCUGAGCCAACUCGAAGCUGUUCUCAGACACUGCUCAGUCCCACCCCCACAGAUUUAUCAUCAGUGGCAACUGUUAGUGAUUGGCUGAAGGCGCUGAGGAUGGACAGAUACCAGGAUGAGUUUGAUCGGGCACACCUGGACAGUUUAGACAGAGUCAGCAAGCUGACCAUGGAUGAUGUCCAGAAUCUCGGCGUGAACCUGCUCGGACACCAGAGGAAGAUUGUUAGCGCAGCCCAGCAGCUCAGGGCCCAUCUGACGCAGGGGCAGGUGGAGGUGUGAAAUUUCUGCAACACUUCCAUGUUCACAGAGCACUUUUUAAGCCAAAAUCAAAGAGAAACAGCUUAGAGUGCCGCUGUGUGUUCUGACAAACCUGACACUACAACCGGAAGGGGUGAAAAAGAGGAUCGGACUUUUCCUGCCAGUCACUCAAGACAAAUAACAGAAGAGAGAUUCUCUGUCGAGGCUGGAGUCCAGAUCAAAGUAAGGUUAGGGAGUUGCUAAGGAGGAGGAGGACUUUAAAGAUUCCACUAUGUUUUUCACUAGAUUUCACUUUACUGUCGUCUGCUAUCCUCUCUCCUCACCCAUCUGCAGUCCUACCUCUCACCUUCUCUUCCACGACUGUCCCUCCCUCGAACUUUUCAAUUUCCCCAUCGAGUACAAUAAAAGUUUAGAAAUAUUUUUUGUUAAAGUACUGUUAAAAUCUCUCCUCACAAAGAAUUGCGUGAAGACAAUCAAAGCUCUUUUCUAAUAUUUUUUGAGUUAUUUGUAAAGUUUUAUCACUUCCUCUCUACUUAAAAUGCCAAAUGCUAAAAGGAGAAAACUGCGUACUACCUAGCAACCUAUGGUUUGCCUUAUAAGGUCUUACCAUUAGCUUUCAGAAAAAUGUAUAGUUUGCUCAAUGUCUGAGCAAAAUGUCCAAGGUCAGUAGCACAAACCCUGAGGUUAGAUUUGGAAAACCAAAACUAAACAAAAAGAUGCUUUUAACUUUUUUUAACUGUAAGCCAUGUUUUUUCCCUGUUUAAAAGACACAUCCAUGGUCUGAGAGCAGCCCUGUUUGUAUGACUCACUCUCACUGAAGGCCUAUCAUAGACUGUCAAAGGCUACAAACGUCACCACAGCUGCAAACACAAGUGUCCAUCUGUGAAGAGGACAGAACCGGACAGCACUCACCUUUAUGUGUACAUUUCACACUUCACCUCUUUUAGUUUGAUUGCUAGAGUAAAGACACUGAGUCAUUGAAGCAUUGUGAAUGUGUGAAAUGAGAAAGAUGGACAAAAUCUGAUCUGAUUUACACUUGAAGGACGAAGGCGAAAUGCUUUGUAAGUAUGUACCUGUGCGUCUGUAACUUGUGUGUGCCGUACAUGAGGCUGUGUUAAUAUGUACAUCAGGUAUAUGUUGUAUAUGAUGCUGCGUGUGUGCGUGUGUGCGUGCGUGUUUGAGACAGGUGUGUCAGGCUACACACAUUAUUAGCUGUGUUUACUUGUAUGAGUGUUCACCACUAUUCCA